Molecule: messenger RNA, 2499 nt
Organism: Babesia microti strain RI
Lineage: Eukaryota; Apicomplexa; Aconoidasida; Piroplasmida; Babesiidae
Product: Plasmodium falciparum CPW-WPC domain
Exons: 14
Coding region: 1-2499 (832 amino acids)
Source: RefSeq, a predicted model, not a curated record
AUGAUUUUACACUGGUGUGUAGCGCUAAUUUUCCUAUAUACCCAUGUAAAUUUAACUGCUUCAGUACAACUUAUUGAUGACAUAUAUAAUGAACUUGUUGCUACCGUGAGUAUUGAUAAAAGUGAGCUAUAUCAACUUAUAUCGCAAACCAUCGUCCAAGCAUCCGAUUUGGAAGGCCUUCCUAAUACCAUAAUAUAUGAAAAUCAUGUUUAUGAUCUCAGUAGCCCAUGUCCGAUUAACUGGGCAUUGGCAUUUGAUGGUAAAACUUGCAUCAAAGGGUAUUUUGCCCGUGGGAAUCACAACUGUGGUAGAAGUAUAGACAUAAAAGAUAGUACGCCUGCUGAAAGAAUUGCCAUAGCCUCGAUUUGUGGUGUUGAAUAUCCCGUUUCAGGCACUCUCUCUAGAGAUUAUUCACAAACUUGUCCAGAAAAUUGGAAGCUCACUGAAAAAUUUUGUAUUGCACCUACUCAAUACAAUGGAAAAUGUGUUAAGCUAAAGGAUUUCCACAAUUUAACGCAGGAACAGCGCCUAAAAUGGUCAAUUGAGUGUGAUGCAUAUUGGCCAUACUUGCCUAUUAAUUACAGUAAUAAUUGCCCAAAUGAAUGGAUAGAACACGAAAAAUUUUGCCUAGCUCCACCUAACUAUACUGGAAGUUGUGAUAAUAAAAUAGAAAAAAGUUCAUUAACAUCUAUAAUUGAUAAAAAAAAAUUUGCUUCUAGGUGCCAAGCGUAUUGGCCAUUAGAAACGUCGGAGGAUGAAUCUGAUGCCAUAUAUGAUGAUAGUUUGUGUCCUAUAGGUUGGAAUAUUGAUACUAAUUCAUCAACAAAUUGCAUAGCGCCCAUUGGAUAUGAUGGUCCCUGUGGUAGCGUUCUACCAACUGUCAAAGCAAAUGAUGAAAAAAUACAAUUAUCCAGGCGUUGUGGCGUUAGGUGGUACAAAUUAGACAACAUGCAAUUGCUGGCCAGUUCAGAUUUAUCAGAUUGUCCCUUCGGUUGGACUUUGGUGGAUAAUCUGUGUAUAGCCCCUCCAUCAUAUCAGGGCCCAUGUCCAGUUUCCAUUGACAUGUCAAAUUUUACCAGUGAUAUGAAGCGCAUUUGGGCACAAAUUUGUGCAGCAUAUUUUGUAACACGCGACAUAACACUAAGAAAAUCUUUGUCCAAAAACUAUAAUUACCAAACCAUUAAUAGAGAAUUGAAUGACUUAUUACAUUCAACAGAUGAUCCAUUGGAGAAGGCAACUAUUCAAGAUGAAUUGGAAAGGAUUAAGAAAGAAACAGAGAGAAGGACAAAACUUAUUGGCGGUUCUAGAUUCAUACAACUUACAGAUGAAUUGCCAUGUGAUUUAAAUUUACUGGAAUGUCCAUAUGGCUGGAUUAAGUUGGACAAUAAGCGAUGCCUAGCUCCCUCUACAUAUAGAUUAACAGGUGGUAAUUGCCCGGAUGUGAUAGUCCCCCAAGUUGAAGCGAGGAAACGACUACAUCUAAAUCAAUCAAAUCUUAGUACAGGGUGCAAUAUACAGUUCCCUUGCAAGACUUGUAUCAAAGACUACGUGACUUCGUUAUGCCCAAUUAAUUGGUCUUACAACGCUGUCUCAGCUUCUUGUGUAGCGCCUAAAAGUUAUCCACCACGACUCAGGCGGAUUUGUGGCGAUAGUGUGCAAUUCAAGUUUGCAACGCCCAUAAUUAGACGGCAAUGGGAGAUGGCAUGUGAAGCAGAAUUUCCCUGUGCCUCCAGUUGUAGCCCAGACUACUCCCUUCCUUGUCCGAAAGGAUUUAAUUUAAAACGUGUACUACGUCGUAAACUAACCAAUAUUGCGAUGUGCAAAAUUGCCAAUCCAAAAUCUCUUGUCAAUAGUAAUGUUGUUAGGGAUUGUUUGGGGCCAAAUGGGACAAUUAACAUACUACUCAAUAAGGAAUCGAAAGUGAUGGCCCAUAAAACAUGCAAUGUCAAUUGGCCUUGCGCAUCCAGGUGCAAUGAGAAUUUUUGGCAAGCCUGCCCAUAUAACUGGGUACUAAUUGAUAAUUACUGUAUUUCACCCAGGGAUUAUACAGCGCCAGAGGGAUGUCCCCUUAGGAUUAUCGUUGAUAAACUCAGAACUCCAUUGGACAAAUUCAAAUUCUCAUUGGAUUGUCAUGCAAAAUGGCCCUGUAUUGAUUACUGUCAGCAGGAUUUCUCACAAGAUUGUCCUCCAAACUGGUUGGACUAUGAUGGGCUAUGUGUUAGACCUGAUACAACUUUAGAUAUGGAAAAGGCCAGAAAUAGAAUUGGUGAAUCUAGUGAAAAUGAAUCUGAUGAAGAUAGUGAGCAUAUAUGCAAUGCAAUUAGUAAAGAGAGUACCCUUAUGGAACGGCAGGAGUUUUCCUUCAAAUGUAAAGUUGCUUGGCCCUGUGGUGGAAGCGAUACCAUUCAACCCAACCCAAACUGGCAGAUCAAGCUUGCUGCAGCUGAUAAGAAUUGGGAGAAUCGCAAUUUAAUUAGAUAUUACUCACAAACCAAUUGA